AUGGAACGUACAAGGGUUGAUGAAGUCUCAGUUUAUAUGGAAGAGAGAGGAGCAGGCGAAACUCAUUCCUUAAGGUUGGAGAACAAUCUUUCUGAGGAAAUCGAUACAGCGAGGGUUACGAAUUAUCAAUCGUCAACCGUGCCUGCCAUUCAUUUUCUGGCUGCUUCGAAACAGAAACAGAAAAGAUGUGAGUGGAGUAGAAAGGAACGAAGCAGAACAGUAAUGGAGCAAAAUGGAAUAAAGGAGGGUUGGAAGCGGACAGACGAGUUCGAUUUGUAUGGUUUCGAUGACCUAGAAAGAAACAGUUACUUGGCUGAGCACUUUCGAUUCUCCUCCUCCAUUUCAUUAUUAGUGCUUUUUGGAGCUGUUGUCACUAACUGA
This is a messenger RNA of Loa loa (African eye worm), 381 nucleotides long. RefSeq lists its product as hypothetical. The record is from RefSeq and is a predicted model, not a curated record. The transcript is spliced from 3 exons. NCBI's taxonomy places the organism in Eukaryota, Metazoa, Nematoda, Chromadorea, Rhabditida, Onchocercidae. The coding region runs from base 1 to 381 and encodes 126 amino acids.